Molecule: messenger RNA, 1068 nt
Organism: Notodromas monacha
Lineage: Eukaryota; Metazoa; Arthropoda; Ostracoda; Podocopida; Cyprididae
Source: the annotation of a GenBank genome assembly
AUGACCGGCAUCGAGAAUCAAACGGGCACUGCCGAAGCUCAGUCGAUAUUCACUUCUAUCAACUUUCUGCCAAAUUUGACGAGUCUGGUAUUCCCGAAUCUCUUGGUGCACACAACUGAAGGACCAGUGCUUGGGAAGCAGGAAUGGAGUCCAGAGAACCGAUUUUAUCGAUCAUUCAGAGGCAUUCCAUUUGCUCAGCCACCUGUAGGAAAACUUCGAUUUGAACCACCACAACCAGUGCCCUACUGGUGGGGAGUGCGAUUGGCAACCAACUUCAACAAUCCAUGCUUGACUUACCUCUUUUGGAUCACGCUUGGAGAAGAAGAUUGCCUUUACAUCAACGUUUUCACACCGGGGUCUUCAGAAUUGGCAAACUCGGAAGGAUUGGUUCCUGUAAUAUUCUGGGUACAUGGCGGAAGUUUCUAUUCGGGUUCGGAGCUGCAAAGGACCCUUUACUUGCCAGGAACAUUCAUUGACAGAGGAGUCAUUUUUGUCAGCUUCAAUUACAGACUUGGGCCUUUGGGGUUCAUGACCACCGAUGAUGCAGUGAUACCUGGGAAUUACGGGGCCAAGGACAUGGUUGCUGCUUUGUAUUGGGUUCAGCGGAACAUCCGAAAAUUCGGAGGUGACCCGAACAAGGUCACUCUUUUAGGUCAAAGCAGUGGAGCUGUCUCCGCUCAUGCCCUGACACUUUCGCCGCUUACCACAGGUUUGUACCAUGCUGCGAUUUGCAUGAGUGGAUCAAUGUUUUCCAUUUGGGGCGUGAAACCGAGAGGAAAACGCAUUGCCACAGAAAUGGCAAAGAAAUUGAACUGCCCCAAUCCGGAGGAUUCCAACUCAAUUUUGAAAUGUAUGCGCAAAAAGUCCGGGGCCGAAGUCGUCAAGGCCAUGAAAACUUUCUUCUAUUAUGGCAUCAGGUAUGCGAUGCCAUUUGGAAUAGCCAUUGAUUCUGCAGCUGCAGAACCCUUCAUGCCUCAGCAUCCUUUGCAACGAGUCCAACAACGUGCUGCAGAAAACAUUCCAAUGAUUUUUGGAGCUCUGCCCGAAGAAACAAAAUUUUUUCAACAU